CGGCGCCUGCGCGGAGCGGGCGGAGCGGGCGGGCGGCGAUGGCGGCGCGGCCCCGCGCAGGUUGCAGUUUCAGGAGAUAGACCCCGGGAGAUCCUGCCUUCCACCAUGGCUCAGUUUGGAGGACAGAAGAAUCCCCCCUGGGCUACUCAGUUUACUGCCACCGCGGUGUCUCAGCCAGCUGCCCUGGGAGUGCAGCAGCCCUCACUGUUGGGAGCCUCUCCAACCAUCUACACCCAGCAGACGGCGCUGGCAGCGGCAGGUCUGACCACACAGACCCCCACCAACUACCAGCUCACCCAAACAGCUGCUCUCCAGCAACAGGCUGCGGCUGCAGCAGCUGCCCUGCAGCAGCAAUAUUCACAACCUCAGCAGACUCUCUAUAGUGUACAGCAACAGUUGCAGCAACCUCAGCAGACCCUUUUAACUCAGCCAGCGGUCGCGCUCCCGACCAGCCUGAGCCUGUCGACGCCGCAGCCCGCGGCCCAGAUCACUGUGUCCUACCCAGCUCCCCGCUCCAGCCAGCAGCAGACACAGCCACAGAAGCAGCGUGUCUUCACUGGGGUGGUCACUAAACUGCAUGAUACUUUUGGCUUUGUGGAUGAAGAUGUCUUUUUCCAGCUUAGUGCUGUUAAGGGAAAGACACCUCAGGUGGGUGACAGAGUUUUGGUAGAAGCUACUUACAAUCCUAACAUGCCAUUCAAAUGGAAUGCACAAAGGGUACAGACACUUCCAAAUCAGAACCAGACCCAAGCCCAGCCGCUGCUGAAGACGCCCCCGGCCGUCCUUCAGCCCAUUGCACAGCAGACAUUUGGGGUCCAGGCUCAGCCACAGCCACAGUCCCUGCUGCAGGCACAGAUAUCAGCAGCUUCCAUCACACCUCUGCUGCAGACACAGCCUCAGCCACUGCUGCAGCAGCCACAGCAGAAAGGUGGUUUGUUACAGCCCCCAGUUCGUCUGGUUUCACAGCCUCAACCAGCUCGAAGACUUGACCCCCCAUCCCGAUUUUCUGGGAGGAAUGACCGAGGUGGAGACCCAAUGCCAAACCGGAAAGACGACAGGAGUCGUGAGAGAGAGCGAGAGCGCCGCAGGUCCCGGGAGAGAUCCCCCCAGAGGAAGCGCUCCAGGGAGAGGUCGCCCCGGCGGGAGAGGGAGAGGUCCCCUCGGAGACCCCGGCGUGUCGUCCCUCGCUACACGGUCCAGUUCUCCAAGUUCUCCUUGGACUGCCGGAGCUGUGAUAUGAUGGAGCUGAGGAGGCGCUACCAGAACUUGUACAUCCCAAGUGAUUUCUUUGAUGCUCAGUUCACAUGGGUGGAUGCUUUUCCUAUGUCUAGACCAUUUCAGCUGGGAAACUACUGUAAUUUCUACGUAAUGCACCGAGAAGUGGAUCCUAUAGAUAAGAACACGGCUGUCCUUGAUCCACCCGACGCUGAUCACCUGUACAGUGCCAAGGUGAUGCUGAUGGCCAGUCCCAGCAUGGAGGAUCUCUAUCACAAGUCCUGUGCUCUGGCUGAAGAUCCUCAAGAACUUCGGGAUGGAUUUCAGCAUCCUGCUAGACUUGUAAAGUUUUUAGUGGGUAUGAAAGGCAAAGAUGAAGCUAUGGCUAUUGGAGGACACUGGUCCCCAUCACUGGAUGGACCUGACCCAGAAAAGGACCCCUCGGUGCUGAUAAAGACGGCUAUUCGUUGUUGCAAGGCUCUGACAGGGAUUGACUUAAGUGUGUGCACGCAAUGGUACCGUUUUGCAGAGAUUCGCUACCAUCGCCCUGAGGAGACCCACAAGGGGCGUACGGUUCCAGCUCAUGUGGAGACAGUGGUUUUAUUUUUCCCGGAUGUUUGGCAUUGCCUUCCCACCCGCUCAGAGUGGGAAACCCUCUCCCGAGGAUACAAGCAGCAGCUGGUCGAGAAGCUUCAGGGUGAACGCAAGGAGGCUGAUGGAGAACAGGAUGAAGAGGAAAAGGAUGAUGGGGAAGCUAAGGAGAUCUCUACGCCUACGCACUGGUCUAAACUGGAUCCAAAAACAAUGAAGGUAAAUGACCUUCGCAAGGAGUUAGAGAGUCGAACCCUGAGCUCUAAAGGACUGAAAUCUCAGCUCAUCGCUCGACUGACAAAGCAGCUCAAAGUAGAGGAACAAAAAGAAGAGCAAAAGGAGCUGGAGAAGUCUGAGAAAGAAGAGGAAGAGGAGGAGGAUAGGAAAUCUGAAGAUGACAAAGAGGAAGAGGAGAGGAAACGCCAGGAAGAGCUGGAACGUCAGCGGCGGGAGAGACGCUACAUCCUGCCCGACGAGCCGGCCAUCAUCGUGCACCCCAACUGGGCAGCCAAGAGUGGCAAGUUCGACUGCAGCAUCAUGUCCCUCAGUGUCCUCCUGGACUACAGAUUAGAGGAUAAUAAAGAACACUCCUUUGAGGUGUCAUUGUUUGCAGAACUCUUCAAUGAAAUGCUUCAGAGAGAUUUUGGUGUCAGAAUUUACAAAGCACUGAUUUCUCUCCCAGAGAGAGAGGACAAAAAAGACAAAAAAAGCAAAAAAGAUGAGAGAAAAGAAAAAAAAGAAGAAAAAGAUGAUGAAACAGAUGAGCCAAAGCCUAAGAGAAGAAAAUCUGGAGAUGAUAAAGAUAAAAAAGAAGAGAGAGAUGAAAAGAAGAGGGAAGAUAAAAGGAAAGAUGAUUCUAAAGAUGAAGAAGAAACUGAAGAUGACAAUAAUCAAGAAGAAUAUGAUCCGAUGGAGGCAGAGGAUGCUGAAGACGAAGAUGAAGAAUGCAGACCACUCGCAACUCCCAUUGAAGUCAGUAGGAGAUACCGGGAUGAAGAGGAACUGAACAAACGGGAGGACAGAAGAGAGGGCAAUAGACACUGUAAAGAGAGGGCGUCUAAAGAUAAAGAGAAAGACAAGACCCAGAUGGUGACAGUUAACAGGGAUCUCCUGAUGGCUUUUGUUUACUUUGACCAAAGUCACUGUGGAUACCUGCUGGAGAAGGACAUGGAGGAGAUCCUGUACACCCUUGGACUGCACCUGUCCCGCGCUCAGGUCAAGAAGCUGCUUAAUAAAGUAGUGCUUCGGGAAUCUUGCUUUUACAGAAGACUGACAGAUACUUCUAAAGAUGAAGAAAACCAAGAACAGUCUGAAGAGCUACAGGAAGAUAUGUUAGGGAACCGAUUGCUGCUGCCGUCCCCUGCCGUGAAGCAGGAGGCAAAGGCCGUGGAGGAGAACGUGGGGCUCAUCGUGUACAACGGGGCCAUGGUGGACGUGGGGAGCCUCCUGCAGAAGCUGGAGAAGAGCGAGAGGGUGCGGGCAGAGAUCGAGCAGAAGCUGCAGCUGCUGGAGGAGAAAACAGAUGAGGAUGAAAAAACUAUACUACAGCUGGAGAACUCUAACAAAAGUCUGUCUGGAGAGCUCAAAGAAGUAAAAAAGGACCUUGGCCAACUGCAAGAAAAUUUGAAGAUCUCAGAUGAUAAAAAAUUGCAAUUUGAGGGUCAGCUGAAUAAGACAAUCAAAAAUUUAGCUACUGUUAUGGAUGAAAUACAGAGUGUUCUUAAACAGGAUAUGGUGAAGAACGAAGAUAAAGAUCAGAAAUCCAAAGAAAAUGGAGCAAACGUAUGAUAAACUGCUGCUUUUGAGAAGAAUGGUGUUACAUAAUGUAAUAUAAAUCAUGAUACCAGAAUGUAUGGGAAGUGAUGCAUGUUUGAUUUUAGUAGUAUAAAUAUCCUAGUUCCAAAAGAUGUAUAAAGUUUUAUGAAUGUGAGUGUCUGCUCCUGAAGAUUGCUUGUAAUUCUUAGCAUUCAAUUUGAGACACUCCUCGAGUGAAAAUAAUUUUGCAUUGCAAAAAGUUUUAGGAUGAACUUUGUUAUAGUUUUAACCCUAAUAAAGUUCAUCAACGUUAAUGAACAGUAGCAAGUAUUUAAUUACCAAAUGUUUUUCAUUGAAGCCUAGUGAAAUCAAAAUUUUCAUUAUUUAUAGACUUGCCAUUUUUAGGGUUUUGUCUUUAUUUCGGUCUAAUUAGUCUUUUUAAAUUCAAAUAUAAAUCACAAAAUAGCAUGCUGCUUAAUUUUGCAAGUAAAGAUUUUUUUUUUAAAACAAAAGCUUCUUGGAUUUUUUUUUGUUUUCACUUGUCAUGACUUUUUUUUUCCCUUCCAAAUAUAACUUUCUUCCCCAAAGCUGCUUGUAUUAAAGCCUCAUAAUAUACAGUAGUUCAAUUGAGUUAAGAAAGCAAUAGAAACCUGCCAAAAUACUGGUAGGAUUGUGAGAUUUAUAUGAAAAUACAUGGGUCUGUUUUAAAUGUACGUCAUUUGUGUUCAUUAAACUGUUCUUUUUGGAUUAAUAGAUAUACUCCUUUUUAAUUACAAAUGCAGUGUAUUAAGAUGUAUGGUUGGGUACCAGGCCAGUAGAUGUCAGAAUAAUGCCUUACGUGGAGAAAAAGCUGCCAGUGGAGACCACCUUGGAUUAAAUUUGGACUUGUUUCUUAAUGUGUGUAAUUGCUGCAAAGGCUCGAGUCCAACCAAAGAAUGGAUGCCCAGCAGCAGUGCUGCAUGUUGUAAUUACAGAGGAGCGGGACACGGCUGGGGGUGGUGGAAAUGGGUGAGAGGGCCUUUCCUUGUGCUCACAGGUCACAAGAGACUGACACUUAAAACUUCCUGUGACAUCGUUGUCAAAGGCAGCCUACUCACCGAAUGUCAAACAGGAGCAGUUGUGUUUUGGUGCAACUUCCAGGAAAAUUAACGGGUUUGAAGGUUGGAACGGAAGUGUUUUCUUACAGAAAUGGUUAAUUUUAGCAGAUCUUUUCUUUUUUAGCUUAGUUGUCCUAGGUUACUAAAUACCUGUUAGGAGAGUCCAAGUGCCAUAAUAUGUAUGAAUAACCUACAUGGAAACUCAUGUAGCUUUAAUGUGAUACACAUUAAAAUGCCUGAAUUUAUGUUCAAAA
Messenger RNA from Pseudopipra pipra, 4912 nucleotides. It is a transcript of the gene CCAR1, whose product is annotated as cell division cycle and apoptosis regulator 1. NCBI's taxonomy places the organism in Eukaryota, Metazoa, Chordata, Aves, Passeriformes, Pipridae. The coding region runs from base 106 to 3594 and encodes 1162 amino acids. Gene Ontology annotation, biological process: regulation of DNA-templated transcription. The record is from RefSeq and is a predicted model, not a curated record. The transcript has 26 exons. Gene Ontology annotation, cellular component: nucleus.